Molecule: messenger RNA, 2447 nt
Organism: Ostrea edulis (European flat oyster)
Lineage: Eukaryota; Metazoa; Mollusca; Bivalvia; Ostreida; Ostreidae
Product: allene oxide synthase-lipoxygenase protein
Exons: 15
Coding region: 190-2175 (661 amino acids)
Biological process (GO): lipid oxidation
Molecular function (GO): metal ion binding; protein binding; oxidoreductase activity, acting on single donors with incorporation of molecular oxygen, incorporation of two atoms of oxygen
Source: RefSeq, a predicted model, not a curated record
ACGGUUUUCACAAGUGAGAUAGUGCACACAGAGAUACUCUGUCUAAGGGGCGUAUUUUGUUGAUCAUUAACAUCAGUUGCUAUCCGUUAACAGGAAGGAACACCAAGACUAUAUAUACAAGUAUAUCUAAACUCUAACGAAAACCUGGUAUUUUGUACUAAGUGAAGUCUAUCGUUCACAACUAAAAUCAUGAUCAGUUACGAAGUUAAUGUCAAAACUGGAGACAAGAAGGGAGCCGGUACAGACGCCAAUGUUCAAAUUGUGCUGACAGGUGCUUCUGGACAGCAAACAAAGUCUGCGUUUCUCAAUCACGUUUUUACUAACAACUUUGAAAGAGGUCAGGUAGACGUUUUCACCUUUGAAGAUGAAGCAGAUAUUCCCGAAGUGCAAGGAAUCAGGCUGCGAAGAGAUGAAUUCGGGCUAUACAGCGACUGGUAUGUGGAGACAGUUGAAGUGAUUAAUAAGAAGAGUGGAAAGAAGUCCGUUUUCCCCGUGCUUCGCUGGAUUCGUCCUAACGUUGAUAUUAUCUUUGAACGAUACGACACCUUCCUGCCACAAUUCGAUCCCCACCCAGAACAGAGAAACGCCGAACUCCAAGAAAAGCAGAAACUGUAUGAAUUUUCCCACCUUCCAGGACUGCCAGCAGGGGUAAAAACUAUUCCUGAUGACGAACUGCUGUCUGAUCAUGCUAAGUGGGAUUUGAAUGCCAGAAAAUACAAAGCAAUUGCAGGAAAAGCGAUAGAAAUGAUAUUUGGAACCGGAUCCUGGGAAACACUCGAUGAUCUGAAAGGUGUAUACUCCAAAAUAUUCAGGGAACCGAAGGGGAUGGAAAAAUGGGAUGACGAUUUGGAGUUUGCGUGGCAGAGAAUAAAUGGUCUGAAUCCAAACUUGAUCAAACUGUGCACAGAAAUUCCAAACAAAUUUGGAGUGACGGAAGAAAUGAUUAAGCCUUUCCUGGAAGGUCUGACGUUGUCUCAAGCCAUCACCGACAAACGUCUGUUUAUCAUCGAUCUAGAAAUUAUGGUUGGGAUUUCAGUCAUCCCUGAUGGUGUGUGUCCAGCACCUCUUGCGCUGUUCUUUGUUGAUAGUAAGGGACAGCUGAAACCAGUAGCAAUACAGCUGUUUCAGGAGAAAGGACCCGACAACCCGGUGUUUCUGCCUUCGGAUCCGUCUUACACUUGGCUAAUGGCAAAAAUGUGGUACCACGUAGCAGACGCGUCCUACCACCACCCAGUGACACACCUGGGUAUGACACACUUGGUAAUGGAAGGAAUCGCUGUCGCCAUGAAUAGAUGCAUUUCUCCCUCCCAUCCCGUAUUUAAGCUGUUAUCCCCGCAUUUUCUGUACAUCCUCCCCAUUAAUCGAAUUGGCUUGGAGGGUAUACGGGCACCUGGCGGUUGGAUGGAUAGAACAAUGGUGUUGGGAAGCAAGGGAGCAAUUGAACUAAUUGGAAAAGGAACCAGCAAGUGGAGAAUGAACGUGGACGGAAAUUAUCCAGAGAAUUUGAAGGAGAGAGGGCUGUAUUCCACAGAUGGAAAAAUUCUACCAACAUUUUACCAGCGGGAUGACUCUCUCCAGUUGUACGAAGUUAUUCGACGAUAUGUUUCUAAAUAUGUCAACUUGUAUUAUGAUACUGCCGAGAAGCUUUCUAACGAUACAGAGAUACAAAACUUUGGCCGCGAACUCUCCACUCCCCAGUCAGAAGGAGGUUGUGGUAUAUUGGGAGUGCCUAAUGAUGGGAAGUUUGAAUCAAAUGAUCAGAUUGUAUUGGUUUUCACCUGUGUCAUCUUUACAAGCAGCGUGACGCACUCAGCGGUGAAUUUUCCAAUGUAUGACACCUACGCAUUCCCCCCAAACUGCCCAAUGCUUAUGAGAGGGACUCCACCAAAAGACAAGACUCCACUGACGGAGAAGGACAUUGUAGCCUCUCUCGCUGACAAGUCUGCAACCCUGGAUACCAUGAUCAUUGCCUCCAUUCUCAGCGAGGGGUCUACCAAUAACCUGGGCAAUUUUGAAGUCAAUUAUGUGUAUGAUCCGAGAGCUAUUAAGAUAGUGGACGAGUUUCGUGAAGACCUGAAGACAGUCAGCGCAAAUAUUCACAAACGAAAUGACCCCCUUGUCAAGAAAUAUGAAAUUCUUUUACCAGAAUCCAUUCCAAACUCGAUCAGUAUCUGAUUCCUGUUCACUAUGUAACUGUAAGACUAAAAAGUCGUAUAGGGAAUUUAUAUACAGAAUCUGGACUUCUGAAACUUUCUGCAAAUACGUAUUUACUGAGAUACUUUAGCUGUUGUGUUAGUUUCAUUUAAUAGAAUAAUAGUACUUUCUAUAUAAAUCUAUACAACAUUUGUAUUUAAUAUUGUUUAUGUAUAAAUAAUAUUUAUUUAGUUUUGUUAUCUAUAGUUUGGUAGUUUGAAUGUUUGUAUUAAAUACAUGUCUUUUUCUUGCCA